Fusarium mangiferae is the source of this 1980-nucleotide messenger RNA. RefSeq lists its product as uncharacterized. Bases 1 to 1980 code for a protein of 659 amino acids. The transcript has 9 exons. Lineage: Eukaryota; Fungi; Ascomycota; Sordariomycetes; Hypocreales; Nectriaceae. Gene Ontology annotation, biological process: lipid metabolic process. The record is from RefSeq and is a predicted model, not a curated record. Gene Ontology annotation, molecular function: acetoacetate-CoA ligase activity. Gene Ontology annotation, cellular component: cytosol.
AUGGAAAGCUGGAGCCACCCGAGCACUCAAUUGACGCAGCUCGAUGCCUUCCGAAGACACGUCAAUGCGAAAUACAGCUUAGACCUAGCUGACUACGAGCAGCUGCAAACGUGGUCCGUGGACAACAUUGAGCCCUUCUACCAGGAAAUAUGGAACUUAUGUGGCUUUACAUACUCUGAACCACCUAAAAAUAUCGUCAGCGAUAGCUCAACGCUCUGGCCCCGGCCAGAGUGGUUUACUGGAGCCCGGCUUAACUUUACCGAAAACUUGCUUGCCGUUGGCUUAGCUGCUCAUCCUGACAAAAUAGCCGUGUCAGCGUGUCGUGAAGGUGGCACGCAAUGGAAACAUUUGACAUGGAAGCAGCUGGAGCAGCAGGUUGCUCAAUAUGCUUGUGCAUUGAGACAUGCGGGUAUCAGAGCGGGAGACCGCGUAGCUGCUGUCAUGACAAACUCUAUCGAAGCUGUACUUGUUCUGCUUGCAUGUGGGGCCGUCGGCGCUAUUUUCUCCUCGGCAUCUCCAGAGAUGGGUUCGCGGGGAAUAUUGGACAGGUACACGCAGUCCCGCCCAAAGCUCCUGUUCGCUGAGACUCGUAUUCUCUAUGGGGGAAAGCCACGAGACUUAAGAAGGAAAUUAGAGACUGUGGUAAAGGACCUAAGGGAACAGGUUGCCGAGCUUGAUAAUAUUGUUAUCAGCGGUCCGGUUUGGGAAGACAACACCUUGGUGUCCCUCGAGAAAUUCUUAAGUGUUCCAUCAGAACCUCUUCGAUUUGAACAACUUCCAUUUGAGUUUCCAGUCUAUAUCUUAUACUCCUCUGGCACUACUGGCCCGCCAAAGUGUAUAUGUCACUCUGGGGGAGGAGCACUGUUGAAACACAAGAUCGAUCUUAUGUUAGGGAUGGACCUUGGAAUUCACUCAACCUACUAUCAGUACACUACAACUGGGUGGAUGAUGUGGAACGUCCUUGUUGGAGCUCUGAGCUUGGGUUCCAAAAUAGUUCUAUAUGACGGAAGCCCGUUGCAUCCGAAAAGCUCUCAACAACUACGCUUUCUUGAAGAGCAAGGUAUUACGCACUGGGGCACGAGUCCAAAAUUUCUGGGGACGUUGAUGCGAGACCUUCAUGGUCUAACACCACAAGUCUCAAGCUUGCAGGUCGUACUUGUAUCAGGCUCGGCUCUCUCCGCCGAAAUCUGUGACUGGUUCUACACAGUCUUCCCGCGCAGCGUCGGUCUGUUCAAUGGUUCGGGAGGCACAGAUAUGCUUGGAUGUAUCAUUGGUUCCAACGUUCUAUCCCGUGUACAUGGUAACGAGAUUGCUGCAGCGACCCUUGGGAUGAAGGUCGAGAUCUGGGACCAGACUGGGCAUAACAUCGAGGAGUCUGGGCAAGAAGGGGAAUUGGUUAUUACGAAACCAUUUCCUAGCAUGCCAGUAACAUUUUGGGGCAAAGGAGGACUGGAAAAAUAUCGCAAGGCAUAUUUCGAUACUUUUCCCGGCGUUUGGACUCAUGGCGACUUUGUCUCCAGAACGAACAAGACCAAAGGUUAUCUAAUUCACGGUCGCAGUGAUGGUGUCCUAAAUCCUGGUGGAGUUAGGUUCGGCACUGCUGAGCUAUAUGGUGUCCUUGACAAAUUCAGCGAAGUGGACGACUGCAUUGCCGUUGGGCACCGACGGCAUCAAGAUGGGGAUGAGCAGGUGCUUCUUUUUGUUAAGAUGAGAGAAAAGAACAUGCUCAAAGACCCGUUACUGUCGAAGAUUCGCGACGCGAUAAGGACAAUGUUGAGCCCAAGGCAUGUACCUGCUUAUAUAUUCCCAGUGGAAGACAUCCCGUAUACACUGAGCGGCAAGAAGGUUGAGAGUGCAGUAAAGAGCAUAGUAUCGCAUCAAGAGGUAAAGAAUACUAGCGCUAUCAGUAACCCAGGGUGUUUGCAGGAAUACAAAAAGUAUAUCAAUGUAUUAGGGGAAAACAUUUUAACAAAGCUUUAG